Sinocyclocheilus rhinocerous is the source of this 3769-nucleotide messenger RNA. Its product is annotated as inversin-like. The record is from RefSeq and is a predicted model, not a curated record. Gene Ontology annotation, molecular function: protein binding. The transcript has 18 exons. Lineage: Eukaryota; Metazoa; Chordata; Actinopteri; Cypriniformes; Cyprinidae. Bases 279 to 3326 code for a protein of 1015 amino acids.
AUGUGUUUGCGGUCUCAAGAUAUUUUGGAAUAUCAUUGACCAAGAGCGGGAACGAAGUUCCGAAAAGUAUGAAAACUGCGAAAACACUGCAGUGCGUUGGAAAAGUUUGUAACGUUUGAAGUCAGAGAUAGAAGUAUCAGAUUAAUUGUGUUUCACCUUGAAUGUGAACGCUAGAUCAGAGCUGCUAGGGGGAUCUGUGCCUACGCCAAGCCCAGCAAGGCUUCACUUAGCUGGGUAACAUCUGCUGAGGCCUCCCCUGCCUCCUGGACUUCACCAUCAUGGCGAUGCUGCUCCCCCAGAAUCCAUCUCAGGUGCAUGCGGCUGCUGUGAAUGGAGACAAGAACACCUUACAGAGACUGAUCACAGCAGAGUCUCGUCUGCGGGACAGUGAGGAUCAGUUCGGCCGGACUCCUCUGAUGUAUUGUGUGCUGGCCGACUGCUUGGACUGUGCAGAGGUGCUACUUAAGGCCAGCGCAGCCGUCAACAAGACUGACCACAGUCAGAGGACCGCACUGCACCUUGCAGCACAGAAGGGCAACGUGCGCUUCAUGAAACUCUUACUGUCGCGCCUCGCAGAUUGGCGGUUAAAGGAUCUGGAAGAAAUGACUCCAUUACACCUGGCAACCCGAAACUCGAGUUCCAAACCUCUGUCUCUGCUCCUCAAGCACAUGGCACCUGGUGAGGUGGACACACAGGACAGGAAUAAGCAGACAGCGCUGCACUGGAGUGCCUUCUACAAUCACCCCGAGCAUGUCAAGCUGCUGAUCAAGCACGAUUCAAACAUCGGGAUCCCAGACAGUGAGGGUAAGAUCCCUCUACACUGGGCGGCACAUAACAAACACCCCAAUGCCACACGUACGGUACGCUGUAUCCUGGAAGCUGCUCCCACCGAGUCCCUGCUGAACUGGCAGGACUAUGAGGGACGCACCCCUCUGCACUUUGCAGUGGCUGAUGGGAAUGAGGCGGUGGUUGAAGUGCUGACAUCAUACGAGGGCUGCAGUGUGACAGUCUAUGACAACCUGUUCAGGACACCACUGCACUGGGCGGCACUGCUGGGUCAUGCUAAGAUUGUACACCUUCUGUUGGAGAGGAACAAGUCUGGGAUGAUCCCAUCAGACAGUCAGGGAGCAACACCUCUGCACUAUGGAGCUCAGAGCAACUAUGCUGACACAGUCGCAGUGUUUUUAAAACACCCCUCGGUGCGAGAUGAGCCUGACUUGGAGGGACGAACAGCUUUCAUGUGGGCUGCAGGGAAGGGCAGCGAUGAUGUCAUCAAAACUAUGCUUGAUCUGAAAAAGGACCUGGACAUAAACAUGACUGACAAAUAUGGAGGGACAGCUCUUCAUGCGGCUGCACUCUCAGGGCAUGUGUCCACUGUGCGGUUGUUGCUAGAGCGGGGAGCCAUGGUGGACCCGCUGGACGUAAUGAAACACACGCCUCUGUUCCGUGCAUGUGAGAUGGGCCAUCGAGAUGUCAUUCUAACACUCAUCAAAGGAGGGGCACGUGUUGAUCUGGUAGACAUAGACGGUCACUCUGCACUUCACUGGGCAGCUCUGGGCGGUAAUGCGGAGGUGUGCGAGGUGCUGAUGGAGAACGGGAUCAGUCCUAACCUGCAGGACCACGCAGGACGAACUCCCCUCCAGUGUGCGGCAUAUGCUGGCUACAUCAACUGCAUGGCCUUGCUCAUUCAGCAUGAUGCAGACCCCAAUAUCCAGGACAAGGAGGGGAGAACCGCACUCCACUGGUCCUGUAAUAACGGUUAUCUGGAUGCUGUGAAGCUGCUUCUGGGGUGUGGAGCCUUUCCCAACCAUAUGGAGCACACUGAGGAGAGGUACACUCCUCUAGACUAUGCCCUGCUGGGAGAGCAUCAGGAACUGACCCAAUUUCUAUUGGAGCAUGGAGCUCUGUCCAUCGCCGCCAUCCAGGACAUCGCCGCCUCGUCCAUCCAGGCUCUUUACAAGGGCUACAAGGUCCGAAGGGCGUUCAGAGAGCGCAAGAAGCUCCUCAUGAGACACGAACAACUGCGCAAGGAUGCUGCAAAGAAGAGGGAGGAGGAGCGCAGACGUGAGGCUGAGCAGCAGCUCUCAUUGGCUGAGGCAAAUCAGAAGCAGCUCGUCUCAUUGGCUGAAGUCAGAGUGGACAAACGGGAUGAAACGGAGCAGAGUGUUAAAGAUCCAGUGGCGGUGAAAGGACACAAACACAAAAAAUCCCCCAGUGUUCAUAAUAUCCAAUCACAGAGCAGGAGAGAGAAAAAACAUAGAACUGAGCGCAGAACAAGAGAUGCUGAAACACCAGAGGCUUCUUUCCCCCUGGCAACCUCUGGUCUCAUGGUGACCCCCCUGAGCACCAGGAAGUGUUCAGGCACUGUAGAGGAGGAGUGUGUGAUGGAAACUUGCAGCCCAGAUACAUGCAUAUCUGUGGAAUGUGGGUCCACAUAUGAGCGCCGAUCCCCCGCUGGGUCCAGUCGACCAGGCAGUGCUAAACCGGUCAACUCAGGGGCCCAUGUUGCAUCAGGCCACAUGGAAACCACCACAACGCCCAAAUCAGCAAUACAUAACAGACUCAGGACUACAGGGGCCCAUUUAAAACAAGCGUCCAUGGGGAACAAGCCAGCAUCAGAGCACAAAUCUAAGCAAUCUAACAUCUCCAACUCCGCCUCUGUCACACUACAAAAAGAGAGACGAGCAGAAAGAGAGAUGCACAGAGAUAAGGAUUACAGAUCAAGGACUGAGGGGGAUAAACAGGCUGGCAGAGAGAAACAGAAAUAUACAGGGAAGGAAAAAGACAAAGAGAGAUGGAUGGGCAGAACAAGAAAAAAACAAGUUGAGAAAGAAAAGAAGAGAGACAGCAUCCAUAGUAAAAACCAGGCUGCCAUCGUGAUACAGAGAGCAUGGAGGAGGUCUUGUAUUCGGAGUCAUCUUCAUAAGUUACUGUGCAAGACUGGGAAAGGGGCGGAGUCUGCUGAAGUCACAUCCCUGUUGAUUCAGCUAUUAUGGGAGUGGCCUAUCUCUCAUGACCACACCCAUCAUAAAACUUCUGUCGUUCAAGCUCCUCCCACCAGGAAUGUAGGGAAAAAGAGCUCUGUGCUGCAAAAUAUAUAUGGCGGCGUCCCAUCCAAAAGAGGGCACACGUUGCGGGCUGCAGUGCUUAAACCACAGAGCCAAAGUCAAGCGCUGCUGGAUCUGUCACUUAAAACAAACAAACAGUUGAGCGCCGUCGAGUGUGUGAGCUUGGUGGAUACUUCAAGUCAGGCGAAGCAAUACUCUUACCAUCUAAGGCCAUCCAGUGCUGGCAGUCAAAGCGGUCAGAACAGAACCAAGAACUAAGACACAGACAUUCUUGGAUUUCUGGGAAUCAAAUCUUUGCUUAAGCAAUACAGGGAUGAUGCACUUAAGCUCAUUUGAUGUUUAUUUAAACUAUUGCAUUAAGGUACAGUAAACUCACGUGGUCCGUAUCAUUAAGCUUUUACAUAUGAAAUCUGCAGUAUCAGCUUAUUGCAUAGGUUAGAGGUUAAAACCACAAACACAACAAAUAUAUUAGAUAACCUUUCAUUCUGUCAACAACAGGUCAUAUACCUGUCAUAAGGGUGACAUAGGACUUGCAUAACAAGACCACCUGCAUGGGAGACCACCGUGUUAAUACUCUUCAGUCGAGAUGUCACAAGGCAGAUGUCAGCCUAUUUCUGAUAUUGCCACAGAUCUAGACAUUAUCUAGUAUUCUUAUACUCCACACCCGUUUAUUGAGUGGGUUGUAUUAUUAAUGUUUUAUC